Molecule: messenger RNA, 852 nt
Organism: Elephantulus edwardii (Cape elephant shrew)
Lineage: Eukaryota; Metazoa; Chordata; Mammalia; Macroscelidea; Macroscelididae
Exons: 3
Coding region: 1-852 (283 amino acids)
Source: RefSeq, a predicted model, not a curated record
AUGUCAUCUCUCACGCACGUGGCCAGCAGGUGCGUGUCAUCUCAUGCACGGGCAGCCAGUGGGCACCAUCCCCCAGCGCAGGUGGCUGGUGGGCAACCGUCAUCUUGUGUGCGGGCAACCGGCAGGCAUGCGUCAUCUUGUGUGCAGGCAGCCAGUGGGUGUGAGUGCGUGCCAUCCCCCAGCAUGGAUGGCCAGCAGGCACACGCCAUCUCCCACACAGGCAGCCAGCAGAUGUGCGCCAUCCCCCCCACCCGGGCUGCUGCUGGGCGAGUGUCAUCUUCCAUGUGCAAGCCAUCUCCCAAGCAUCAUCUCCCACACAGGUGGCUGGCAGUCAUGUUUCAUCUCGCAUGCGGGAGGCCAGUGUCCACACGCUUCCCCUGCCGUUGCCAUCUUGGCUCCAAGAAUUCUCCCCAGAACCAGUCCACUUUGCCACAGUGUGGCAGCUCCGCUGCACCAGAUUUUAAUCAAGUAAUCGGGCACCCAUUUUACCAAAGGCAGCCUGCUUUGCCUCCUUACCCUUUUUUACGUCAUACAUUUGUGGUGUAUGGCAGUCGUCUUGUGCAUGCUCAGUAUGAAGCCAAAAAGCCCUCCCCGCUAUAUAAGAAAAAAAUUGCCUUAAGGUCAUCAACUUCAAGUCGUUUUGUACUAGUAAUACCAGCUUUGGCUAUGUCAACUGGGAGAUUUGCCAAUAGGCAUAUGCCAAUCCAGCAGCUAACUUAUCAUUUGCAAUGUAUUCCAAACACAAUAGCCAUGCAGAAUCGUAUAAUGAUGAACCUGAGGAUGAUAGAAUACAAGCUGGCUGAACUGGAAUAUUGUCUAUCUACCAGGCUUUUUAAUGGUGCUAACCAUUAA